CCUAUGAUGUCUGCUUUGGAAUGGUGAGCGCAAUUUCUCAGCGUCGGCUUUAACCAGAGAAACGCACUAACCAAUCUGGAUAGCUUCUUCUCGAGGGGAGUCGCAUGAGUGCAGAUAUAAGCCCAGCAAACAAUGCAAGGCCAUUGCGAAUAUCCUUUUUCGAUAAAUUUGUGAUGCUUCACAACGAAAGCAACAGCGCGUUAGCUGCUGUGGUGCACUCAGAAGCCCUGUCUUGCCUUGCACGAGAAUGCUUCGUGACUUUAGUCGCAACGAUGGAGGGGCCAAAGAGUCAGAAUUGCAAGCUCAGCGUGACAAAUACGAGGUCAUGGAAUCAGAUUCCGGUUUGCCUCAUACGGUUUGUUGUCCAUGGUCUCUUGUCAGAGAAGGAGCAUGUCACGAGGAUACUGGACGCUGGGGAGCUUUACCUGCAACGACCAGACAGCUCAGAAUAUGACGUUAGGGUAAGGUAUUUCAAUCCCAUGUACCUUGUACCUACGGGCAAGGACAUACCGGAACGAACAGAAUUCCGCGGGAGUUUGAUUGGGAACCAGACAACCACAUCUUUUGAUGAGUUCCCGCUCGGGGAGGUCAUAAAAGACCAAGUUCAGAAAGUCUUUGAUGAACCAACUGUCUCCAGCUUAGUUUUGCCGCUGAAUGUGAAGCAAAGCUCGAGGAUAAUAACAAAAUUGAAGUGUCACCAGGUUGAGGCCCUCAACGUAAUGGUACGAAGAGAGCAUGGAGAUCCAAACAUUGAUACAACAUAUCCGUCUUUAUGGGAGAAGUGUGUCCAGGAAAAAGAAACGACAUACCGGCAUGCUAUAACGGGUUUUACUCAAGCCGCACCUCUCCCCAGCGUUAGUGGAGGCAUCCUAGCUGAUGAAAUGGGACUCGGGAAGACACUCUCUACUCUUGCACUCAUCUGCCAUCACCUCGAUAAGAUACCGAAUAUCUCGUCGUGCCAGACCGAUGCAAUUACCAGGGUUUCUCUGGUAGUGGCACCAAAGUCGACAAUCUUUGGAUGGCAGCAUCAGAUCGAAACACAUAUCAAACCCGGCAAGAUACGGAGUCUCGUGUUUCUUGGCCCCACACGACACCAAUUUAUCGACUCACUGCCCAAGUUGGACGUAGUUCUUACUACAUAUGAUACUCUUCGCUCAGACUGGAUGUCUAACGGCCCGCUAUACAACUUUACCUGGGCUAGAGUUAUUCUGGACGAAGCUCACAAGAUUCGCAAUUGCUCAACAAAAACUUUCCUCGCAGCAUCCGCACUCCGCGCCCGGUCCCGUUGGUGUUUAACUGGAACCCCGAUCCAAAACUCGCUUGAUGAUUUCGGGUCUUUACUGGCGUUCAUACGAGUUCCCCCUUUCACAUCGCGCGACCAGUUUCGUUUUUGGAUUUCUUCGCCCAUUAUGCUCAACCAACAACGAGACAUGAAACAGUUGCGAAAACUCGUGGCUGCCACUUGUUUGCGCCGCACCAAGCUGCGCUUGAAUACGGCACUCAACUUGCCAAAGAAGACAGAGCACAUUGAGGUCGUGGACAUGACAUCCGAGGAGAGAUGCAUCUACGACUUUUUUAUGAAGAGGUCCUAUCUACUGGCUCAUGAUGAAUCCAAAACGGUCCAGGAGAUCUCUGCAUGCGAUGAUGAGCAUCCCAAAAAGAGGCAAAAAAAGACUGCGUACAGUGUCAACCAACAGCUUACGACCCGCAGCAGAAGUGGUCAAAAUCCUGUUGUUCUGAUUUCGAUCUUGCGGUUGAUUUGCGAUCAUGGAGAGGCACUACUUCCAACCGUCGCUCUAGAGGCAUGGCAAAACCGAGAGCCGGGAAAAAUCACGUGGGACUUUCUUCAAACAACGGCCGAAAAAGAUUCGGACGAUGUCUUCAAUGUUGAAGAAGCUGAAAACGCAACAGAGCUGCAGGACGCACAUACGCUGGAGAAUGCAAGAAAAAGUGGCGCCGAUGGAGGUAGUAUUACUCAAGAACGAUCUGUAUUGCCGAUUCAUCCUGCCAUCUGGACGGGAGAAGAACACUCGCAUACAAAGAUAAGGAGGAAAAACGUCGGCCAAAAGUUUUCUCCAUCAUCCAAGGUCUCAGCCGUGCUUCGGAACAUACUGCACACGCUUCCAAAAGGGGACUCUUGCGAUAACCAUAGUCCCCCAGUCAAGAGUGUGAUAUUUUCGAGCUGGAUCGGCAUGCUUGAUCUAAUUGGUAGCGCUCUGAUUCCGCACCUUUACUCCUACAAUUUGACCUACGCCCGCCUGGACGGCAGCUGUGACUUGCAACAGCGCCGCAACGCCAUCAUCAAAUUUAGAAAUGAUGACAGAUGUGUUGUCUUGUUGGCUACUGUCGGUGCUGCAGGUGAAGGGAUUAAUCUGACUGUCGCCUCUGAGGUACACAUCGUCGAGCCGCUUUGGAAUCCCAUGGCAGAAGUGCAGGCAAUCGACCGCGUGCAUCGCAUGGGUCAGACUCGGGAGGUAAAGGUUAUGAAAUACUGUGUAAAACACAGUAUUGAAGAGGCAAGUUUUUGAUAGCUGUAUUCCUCAGAACCCGGGUGUUCAGAUACGAGGCUUCCCUUUUCGCUCCUGGUCUCCUCUUGCUGCUCAAUACUGACAUUCCAGAUACAUAGUACAUUCGAUGGAUUCAAGUCCAGAAGACAAAGACUAUACAUCAAGUUCUUCCUGCUCAAGAAAAUGAAUCACCUGACCAAACGGAUUGCUGGGAGGCAAGUAUUGAACCACGAUGGAAU
Molecule: messenger RNA, 2746 nt
Organism: Colletotrichum phormii
Lineage: Eukaryota; Fungi; Ascomycota; Sordariomycetes; Glomerellales; Glomerellaceae
Product: SNF2 family N-terminal domain-containing protein
Exons: 9
Coding region: 105-2528 (807 amino acids)
Biological process (GO): DNA repair
Cellular component (GO): nucleus
Molecular function (GO): ATP-dependent chromatin remodeler activity; ATP binding
Source: RefSeq, a predicted model, not a curated record